ACAGUUUGUACUGCGGCGAUAAAACUGCUGGCAGGCUUGUCCUUUGUCUUCAGUUAAAUUCUUGGCUAAAGUUAGCUUUUAUUAUGUGAGGAGAGAGAAGCAGGAAAUGGCAGUGAAUAAGCUCAAGCUGUUUGUAAGCAUGUGGUUUAUGCAGAGACGAUGGUAUAUCAUGCAGGAGUCUGAAAACUUGCCUUCAGAGCGGGACACCAGCAGAGCCCUGAUCGUGGGCUGCGGCUGCUUCCAUUCCUGCACUGCAACAUCUGCGUGCAGGAUCCAUGGGUUUUGGAACCCUUGUUGCGAUUGGAGUGAUCGUGUUUGCAGUGAUUGUCAUUACUAUAAUUCUGUGCCUCACUUGCUCGUGUUGCUGUCUGUACAAAGCAUGUCGAAGACCGCAGCCUACUGUGACCACCACGACCGCUACAACAGUGGUUCAUGCCCCGUACCCACAGCCGCAGGGAGUGCCACCCAGCUACCCCACAGCUCCGUACCAGGGAUACCAGCCCGUGGCCAUCCAGCCACAGCCGGGGAUGCCAGUCGCAUCCUACCCUGCUCAGUAUCCUCCCCCCUAUCCCAUGCAGCCACCGGGACCCCCAGCCUACCAUGAAACAGUGGCAGCUGGUGCUGGAGCACCGUACCCCAUCAGCCAGCCCCCAUACAACCCUGCGUACGUGGAUCCUCAGAAGCCCACCUACUGAACAGCUCUGCCACCAUGCACCGUGCAGCUGCACUAUGUUAUCCUGGAAGACAGCAAUCUUUUGUCUAAGUAAAGUGAACGUUACCUCCAUAUCUUCUUUGUUUUUAAGCGCUUUCAGUACUUCUGGCAGAAGUUGUUCAUUUAUACCUCAAGUAAAUACGAAGAGAGAUUGUGUUCAGAAGGCAGAAGGGGUGCUGCGGGAGUAAGAACCACAAUAACAUUUCUUGUGCAAUAAUUUUGAAGCGUGGUAGAAAGGAAUGGUCCUCUGUGAGCAAACACCCAAAGCUGUAGCGAUCUCUUGCACAGAAUCAUAAAAACAUAAUCUCUGAGAAGCUGUGUGACAAAUGUUGUGCUUGUUUUGAGGUUGCUAUAAUGAGGUCAGCUCCAACCUAAUACAUUUCAUCCAUCACUUGAAAGGGAACCUUUCUUGAAACACGUCUGCCUGUGGUGAGAGUAGCGAGCCGUGUUCGGUUGUGUUUGGACGAGUUGCGUUACUCUGUGCUGAGUAGCAUGAGUUGGUCACUUCCUUGUUUUAUUUCCCAAUUUUAAGGCUUACAAACUGCCUUUGUUGGGUGUUUUCUCAGGCUGUUUUAGUUUAUAGCUAGAAAUUGACAAUAGAACCAAACCUUCUGCCAUUGCUUAGAACAAACAGGUCAGAAGCUGAAAACCUGGGGGGUUCUUCAUUAAAAAAUAUUGGACAAAGACUCGGUUUGCUUAAUAGUCACACGUUGUUGAGUAUUUGGAGGGAAUAAAAUAGCGCCUUAGCCAUACAUUGAGCAGAAACGACUGUCGGCGGUGUUUUGCCACAGCGAGGGGAUUUAUUUUGGUUUUAUUUGGUUUAUUUGGAAACAAAUCAUGGUUUCUUUAGAGUCUUCUAUGGUGCCGUUUCUCUCUGCAUUGAAAUCUGUGUAGUUCCUUGGUGGAAUGCAGAGCAUGCUAUCCCUCUCUGUGAUGUAACGAGUGAAGUAAUUUGGACGUAUCUCGCACACUGGUUGUACUUGGAGCAGCCUUCAAACCACUUGUCCUGUGAUGUUACAUUUGAGGUGUAUUUCUGUUUGAAAAAUAGUGAACUUGAAUAACCAACAAUGUUGUUUUACCUCAUAGGAUGGUGGAAGCUGCUGCUGUCAAAGGCAGCCUUCUUUCUCUAACUGAUUUUUGGGUCUUUUUUCUAGGUUAUUCCAAUUAUUAUUAUUUUUUAAAGUCUUCAGGGCAUUUCAGGACAAACCUGUACAAAGUUUUUUAGUGUCAGUAUUCACAACAAGCCACGUCCCUCUGUUACAGCCUCCUGCUGCAGUUAAUAGUGGGAAGCGGUGCCAAGAGGCACUCGCAGAGCAGCCGUGCCUUAGAUCCUCGUGUUCCUCCUCUUUCCUGCCCUGCAAGCCAAAAAAUCAGGCAGUGCUUCCUUACACUGCUAAGAGUUCUGUGAGAACACCCAAAAAUGGGCAGUGAUUCCCAAAUGGAGGAUCUGGGAUAUUUGUGUAGGGGAGGGCACUACGUAACUGCAGAAGCAAUCCCUUUUCUGCAGAACAACUUGCCCACAUGUGUUUGUUCAUGCAGGACAGCAGAGACUCCAGCAGCUUGGUUGGUGGGUGUAUGGAUGGAUGGGGGGAGGUGGGAGGAGGUGAGGGAUAGGGUUAAGGAGCAUGAAAACUUACACCUUUCCUUCAGCGAACAUAUUCUGAUGAUAACAGUGUUCAAGUGAAGAGAAAAAGCAGUUCUGCACGUGUUAAUAAUUUAAUUGUAGUGUCACUGUUACAAAACUGGAUGUAAGAAGAGAAAAUGGCCUGCUUUCCCCGCUUCAGAACUGGAAGACUUAAUCAGGUUUUGUCUUAAUGUAUCAAUCAGUGUCAACCACGUGGUGUAGGACCAAAUUUUAUUACCGCGGUGCAAUCCAAUUAAACUUCUUUUCUUAUGGUUAAGCAGAUGUGGCAGUUAGAUAAAUGAUGGAGAAUCUGGCCCAUAGGUUGUCUUUCAGGCACUGCUCAUGCUUUAGUCCCAGUAACCAAUGUCUUCACACGCAACCAGUUACCCACCAUUCAAAUGGCAAUUCCCAUUUUAAACAUUGAGUCCAAUCCUUUUUUAAUGCUGUAAGUGCCUUUGUUUCAGAAAUGUUCUGUGGAAUUAAAUACAGUACCGUACUCUGUCAUGCGGAAUUUACUAGAGAACCUUGACUUUAUUACAUACUGUAAACUAGCUUUGUAUGUUGUUUGUAGUUUAAACGGAAGUCUUCAAAAGAAAUGGCAUAAACUCUUUGCACCUUUGUAAUAAAUGCAGUGUUUGAAAUAUAUUCUAUCAUUUUUGUUUUCUUA
Molecule: messenger RNA, 3003 nt
Organism: Meleagris gallopavo (turkey)
Lineage: Eukaryota; Metazoa; Chordata; Aves; Galliformes; Phasianidae
Gene: SHISA5
Product: shisa family member 5
Source: RefSeq, a predicted model, not a curated record